This is a messenger RNA of Cyprinus carpio (common carp), 1895 nucleotides long. Its product is annotated as inactive ubiquitin carboxyl-terminal hydrolase MINDY-4B-like. The transcript has 13 exons. The coding region runs from base 36 to 1742 and encodes 568 amino acids. Gene Ontology annotation, biological process: protein K48-linked deubiquitination. Lineage: Eukaryota; Metazoa; Chordata; Actinopteri; Cypriniformes; Cyprinidae. The record is from RefSeq and is a predicted model, not a curated record. Gene Ontology annotation, molecular function: K48-linked deubiquitinase activity; cysteine-type deubiquitinase activity.
CUAAAUGCUUGUGUGAUGUUUCCUGUCACCUGCAGAUGGACACUGAUGUGGAGGCGAGCAGUGAAAUAGAUGAAAUCCUCCAGCAGAUCUCAGAAUUGGAUAAAUGGAGAGAGAUAUUUAACUCCGGCGGGUACGCACACUCGCACACAUGCUGUCUGCUGUCUUCUGCCGCCCAGCAUGUUUACUCAGCUGUUUUUACCUUUCAGGUGGCUGUAUUUCAUUUCACCCAUGACAUGCAGUCAGCCAAUCCGAUGAGAGUAUGCGUGUGCCUGCGUGGCUGCAAUCCUCUCAACAAACUCAGUAUCAGACUGGAGGAGAGGGGUAUUAGUAGAGUGCAUGUAAAAGCCAUCAUGACGGAUUAUCAGGACCUUCUGCAAACCAUCAAGAGUUUGCAGCACUCCAGACUGAGCUACAUAGAGCUUCUUCAAGAGGAGGUGAAGAGAAACCAAGAUAAGCCUAGUGAGAAGAUCAAAUCUGACGAGGACAGUGACGACUCCUCUAGACCUGCCACCUCGGCCCAUCACAUCGGAGCACAGAACGAGCAGUUCACAGUGCCCUACUCCAUCCCUCAAACCCUCACAGUGUCUCCGAGUCUGGGUGGGCAACCACUGUCACCAGAGCUGGCGGUGAGUAUAAGAAAUAUUUUAUUUGGGAACACGUUCCAUAUAUUCAACUAUGAGUGGAAGAAAUCAUUCUUCAAGUUCCGGGAGCCUUUCUCUGACAUGUCAUAUGCUCUGGAGACUGAGAGGGUGGGAGGAGCCUGUGCUAUUCAGAUGGUGGUUCAGGCUUAUAUUAUUAAAUAUUUGCUCUUCAACCGGCCAAUGAACUCAGAGUGCACAAUGCAAAGUAUGAUGACGGUAGGGGAGAAGGAGCAGAGGAAGGCGCUGGCAGCCGCUCUAACUGACAUCUUGUGGACAGCUGGUGAGGAGCAGACAGCCACCGUCUGCUUGGUCACGUCAGAGCGCUGUUUCACCCCCCACAUGGACUACAAACUGGACAACUUCACAGAGAGGUUGCAGCUUUUCACCUUUAAAAAGAAAGAUGAUGUUAAAUCAUUUAUAUGUGAGCACAUCCAAUGUUUUAAGGAUGAAGGAAGCCAUGGAACCAUACUUUUUCUGUAUAGUCUUAUCUUCUCCAGGACUAUUGACAGGAUGCGUGCAGACUUCGACUGUACGACCACUCAUCUUUUGCAUGUAAGCUUGGGGAACUUUGUUUGUCGACAGGCUUUAUUAAACCUGCUGUUGACGGGCCGUGCGACCCCUCAUGUCUUUAACGGUGCAUCACUGAACGAUGAGCAAGACGAAGCACUCGCCCAGCCUCUCCAUGGGGUCCUGACUCGCAGUCAUGUCGGAUAUCUGCUCUGGAACAGAGAACAAGUCCACCAUGCACAGCUCCCUCUGGUACUGCACCCAUCCUUAUUGGGCAGUAUGCUGAAAACCCCCAAGCUACCUAUCUGGGUGUGCAAUAUCAAUGGUACCUAUAGUGUUUUGUUCAGCCCAAACCGUUCGCUGCUCUCUGACUGGAAGAUGGAGCAUCUUUUCCACCUUUACUUCUACAAUGGCCAACCAACUCAGCUCAACACAACAAUGCUCACCAUAGAUACACACUCCCAUCACUGGGAGGCUGAAAAUAAUGAUAUUCAAGGAGACCCUGAAAAAAAGUUUCCAUCUGUAGAGAUGACCAUUAGGACCAAGUGGGAGGGUUCUGUUAUUGACUGGAAUGGGACAGUGCCUUUUUUCUGAAUAGGUUUAUAGCAGGUCACCUGAUGUGUAACAUACCACUCCUGGCCUGCAAUAAAGAAUUUUUAUUGGUUUUGAUUUGGGCUUAAUUUUUUACUUUAAUUUUGGCUUGUGAACCUUAAUAACAUUACCUUUUACAACCUGCCCAUUUGACCA